CUGGGUCUGGUUGAGGAAGGCAGUUAAGAAUCCACACAGGCGUGCAGGAACUUUAUGUCAAGACAAAACUGAGCUGUUUAUAAUGUUAACUUUAAGCUCCAACACACUGAGGUCUAUAUUGUAUGACUUCAUCAGGGAGUUGUGAUGACAUCAGAGAAGCUGAUUAACACUCUGGAAGAUUUAAGAGAUGAAGAGUUUGGUAAGUUCAAGUGGUUCCUGCAUCAGCUUGACAGCCUGGACGGCUUCACGGCCAUCAGGUGGGACACAGUGGAUGUGAUGGUGCAGACGUACGAACCUCCUGGAGCCGUGGAGGUGACCAGGAAGGUUCUGGAGAAGAUCAGCAGGAAUGACCUGGUGCAGAGUUUGUCUGACAGCUGCUCAGGACCAAUAGUGGGUGCCAACGAUGCUGGGGAGACAUCAGAGAGCAGGCAGCCUUCCUCUGCUCACCCUCAUGAUACCUCACACUUUGUGUGUUUUUUGUCUGACCCAGAUAUGAUGGUUCCCAUACCAAAGCCAAAGCCCAUCACCUAUUACCAGCAGAUACUUCAAUCAAACAUUUAUGACAAGUUUAAUUGUGUCAAAGAAGGAUGGGCAGAAGACAAACAACGCCUGGUUGAUAUCUACACAGAGCUGUACAUCACCGCUGGGAUGAACACACACAUCACCAGUCAGCACGAGGUCCAACAGAUUGAGAAGAUGAAAAAGCAAAGUGAAACAGAGAAAUCCGUGAAACCCAGUGACCUGUUCAAACACCCCUCUGGAGACGGAAGAGCCAUUAAAACAGUGCUAACCAAUGGAAUCGCUGGAAUUGGAAAAACUGUUCUGGUGCAGAAGUUUGUGUUGGACUGGGCUGAACAAAGGUCCAGUCAAGAUGCGCAUCUCAUUUUUCCCUUCACCUUUCGUCAGCUCAAUACACUGAAGGGACGGACGUUUAGUUUGUCAGAGCUCAUUCAUGAAUGCAUCCCAGAAACCAUGUCCAUUAGCCAGGAGGCUCUGAAUUACAUCUUUACAGAACUGCAGUCAUCAGGAAACAGCAACUAUGACAAGAGCAGGUUCAAACUUCUGUUUGUGUUUGAUGGACUGGACGAGAGUCGCCUCCAACUGGACCUGGAUGUUGUUGAUGUUGGCUCUACUGAUGUGACAAAGUCGACUGAAGUGAAUGUUAUGAUAAAGAAACUCAUCAGCAGAAAACUACUGCGCUCUGCUCGAAUCUGGAUCACCACACGACCUGCAGCGGCCAGUCAGGUUCCUCGAGAGUUUAUUGACAUGGUGACAGAGGUCAGAGGGUUCACUGACCCACAGAAGGAGGAGUACUUUAGGAAGAGAUUCACAGAUGAGGACCAGGCCAACAGAAUCAUGUCCCACAUCAAGACGUCACAGAGCCUUCACAUCAUGUGCCACAUCCCAGUCUUCUGCUGGAUCACAGUUAUGGUUCUGGAGGAUUUGUUGGAGACUAGAGAGGGAGGAGAGCUGCCCAAGACCCUGACGGAGAUGUACGCAGAGUUCCUGGUAUUUCAGAUUGAUCAGGCAAAAGAGAAGUACGGACCAGAGCAGUGCAUUCAGUACAUCAGGUCUGUGGCAAAACUGGCCUAUGAGCAGGUGGAAAAGGGAAACUUCAUCUUCUAUGAGAACAAUCUGGAAGAGAGCGGCAUUGAUGUUGAAGGAGCCUCAGUGUGUUCAGGAGUGUUCACCCAAAUUUUUAUACAGGAGCGAGGGAAAAAAGCAGUGGACAAGAUGUUCAGCUUUGUUCAUCGGAGCGUUCAGGAGUUUCUGGCUGCUGUAUACAUGAUACACUGUUACACCAACAGGAAGAGAAGGGAGCUGAAGCACUUACUGAAAGGCUCAGAAAGCAGUGACUCAAACGUAGGGAAUCUUUUCAGGAGAAUUUCUGAAUCUUUUAGGAGCAUUGUUGGCUACCUUCCUAUGGACGCCUUCUUGAAGAGCGCCAUGGAAACAUCUCUUAACAGUAAUAGUGGCCACCUGGACCUGUUUGUUCGUUUCCUUCAUGGUCUGUGUGUGGAGUCCAACCAUAAACUAUUAGGAGGUUUGCUGGGUCAAACACAGAACAAUCCAGAAGUCAUCCAGAGAGUCAUCAACAACCUGAAGAAGAUGAACAGUGAUAAAAUCUCUCCAGACAGAAGCAUCAACAUCUUCCACUGUCUGAUGGAGAUGAACGACCACUCAGUCCAUCAGGAGAUCCAAGACUUCCUGAAGUCAGAGAACAGACUAAAGAAGGAACUCUCUGAGAUCCAUUGUUCGGCUCUGGCCUACAUGCUGCAGAUGUCAGAGGAGGUUCUGGAUGAGUUGGACCUCAACAAGUACAACACAUCAGAGGAGGGACGAAGGAGACUGAUCCCAGCUGUGAGGAACUGCAGAAAGGCUCAAUUUAGUAAAUGUGGACUCUCAGAUCUUCACUGUGAAGUUGUGGCCUCCGCUUUAAAGUCCGAACCGUCCCAUCUGAUAGAACUGGACCUGAGCAGGAACACUCUGCAGGAUCCAGCAGUCGUGCUGCUUUGUGCUGGACUGGAGAGUCCACACUGUCGACUGGAGACUCUGAGAUUGAGUGGAUGCAGGUUGUCAGAGUUCAGCUGUGAUUCUUUGGUUUCUGCUCUGAAGUCCAUCCUGUUACACCUGAAACAACUGGACCUGAGCUGGAACAACCUUCUGAAUUCAGCAGUGAAGCAGCUGUGUGGUCUUCUGGAGAGUCCUCAAUGUCGACUGGAGACUCUGAGACUGAGUGACUGCACUAUGUCACAGUUCAGCUGUGAUUCUCUGGUCUCUGCUCUGAAGUCCAACCCCUUCCAUCUGACAGAACUGGACCUAAGCUACAACUACUUGCAGGACUCAGGAGUGAAACAGCUGUGUGGUUUUCUGGAGAGUCCUCACUGUCGACUGGAGACCCUGAGAUUAAGUGGCUGCAGUUUGGCAGACAUCAACUAUGACUCUGUGGUCUCAGCACUGAAGUCCAACCCGUCCCAUCUGACACAACUGUUCCUGACUGGUUACACAAAUUCAGCACAGAUUUCAGCAAUGAACCAUCUGUAUGGUUUUCUGGAGAGUCCUCGGUGUCGACAGGAGACUCUGAGUUUUUCUGGGAUCAGCUGUGAUUCUCUGGUCUCUGCCCUGAAGUCCAACGCGUCCCAUCUGAAACAACUGGACCUGAGCUGGAACAAGCUGCAGGACUCAGGAGUGAAGCAGCUGUGUGGUUUUUUGGAGAGUCCUCACUGUCAAAUGGAGAUUCUGAGAUUGAGUCGCUGCAGUUUGUCCGUGAUCAGCUGUGAGUAUCUGGUCUCAGCUCUGAGGUCCAACCCGUCCCAUCUGACAGAACUGGACCUGAGUGGAAACAAUCUACAGAAUUCAGCAGUGAGGCGUCUUUCUGACCUGGUGGAGAGUCCAGACUAUAGACUGGAGACUCUAAGGUGGAAGUAAAGAUGAUUCCGACCUUGAAGCAGCACUUGGUGUUUAGGGAGGUUCUGGUCUAUGUAACUGGUAGAGUGGAGAGGAGAACCUUACCAGCACUGAUAGAAGAAUCUGAAGGAGACAAGCUGACUCUCACAUCAUCAGUGGGUCUGGACCACUCUGCUACUGCAGACACUGAGAAUCCUCCACCUGGAGUUUAGUUUGUAGUUUGGUGUCUAGUGGGCAACAUUUUUGAAGUACAGUACCUAUGUUUAAUAUUUUUACAUUAAAUAUGUAUAUUUGGCCAAUCACUUUACAGUACUUUCAUGGCACUAAUUGUGGUCAUUGCAUUUCUACAGUAGGUUUACUUUUAAUAUUUCACUGAUUUCUAGUCGAGGGGCGGCACGGUGGUGCGGUGGGUAGCACUGUCGCCUCACAGCAAGAAGGUUCUGGGUUUGAUUCCCGGAGGCGGCCCUGGUGCCUUUCUGUGUGGAGUUUGCACGUUCUCCCCGUGUUUGCGUGGGUUCUCUCCGGGUUCUCCGGCUUCCUCCCACAGUCCAAAGACGUGCAUUAGGUUGAUUGGCUUCUCUCCAUUACCCGUAGGUGUGAGUGUGUGUGUGAAUGGUU
Betta splendens (Siamese fighting fish) is the source of this 4026-nucleotide messenger RNA. Its product is annotated as NACHT, LRR and PYD domains-containing protein 3-like. The record is from RefSeq and is a predicted model, not a curated record. Gene Ontology annotation, molecular function: protein binding. The transcript is spliced from 10 exons. Lineage: Eukaryota; Metazoa; Chordata; Actinopteri; Anabantiformes; Osphronemidae. Bases 145 to 3429 code for a protein of 1094 amino acids.